AUGGAGGCUCAGGCUCCCCCUGAAGCCGCAGGAUCUCCUCUAGACCUAUCUCUCACUAUGGCCCCCGGGGCUCCUUGGUCUGUUCUUCCUUCUGGUCGCGGUGGUCGCCAUCGCAGCGGCACGGGAUCAAGGCUCUACUCUUGCCUCUUCUGUGAGAGGACGUUCCUCAAGUCGCAUGCGCUAGGGGGCCACCAGAACGCGCGCAGGAUGGAGAGGGUCGUCGGCAGCUGGAAGGCCCACCUCUACCUCCCUGACCAUCAUCAUGCCGCGGCAGCAGCCACCGGUAUAGCGCGUCUUGACACCGACGAUGACAAGCACCAGAAGCUUGAUCUUAAUCUCAAGCUUUAAUUUGCUCUAGCUCCUGUGUACACUAAGCAGUACGCACAGGGCAGGCUUAGCUCCAUUGGCCAUUGCUAUAUACGGUCACUAGCAUAUGUGCGCCUUGUCCCUUCAUGUAUGAAAUCACAAGGCUUUUCUCAUUCUUCUGCAUGGCGCCAUGCCAGCGAUCGACCAGGAUGAGAAUUAUGACUAAUUCCCAGGCUGUUGCAUUUUUCCUAUGCACCCACCUGCAUGUAAAUAAAACCAAAUCCGUCCUCCUUUUC
This is a messenger RNA of Aegilops tauschii subsp. strangulata, 602 nucleotides long. RefSeq lists its product as uncharacterized. Gene Ontology annotation, molecular function: DNA-binding transcription factor activity. NCBI's taxonomy places the organism in Eukaryota, Viridiplantae, Streptophyta, Magnoliopsida, Poales, Poaceae. The record is from RefSeq and is a predicted model, not a curated record.